Homalodisca vitripennis (glassy-winged sharpshooter) is the source of this 982-nucleotide messenger RNA. RefSeq names its product protein tumorous imaginal discs, mitochondrial-like. Gene Ontology annotation, molecular function: heat shock protein binding. Gene Ontology annotation, biological process: protein folding; negative regulation of apoptotic process; mitochondrion organization. The record is from RefSeq and is a predicted model, not a curated record. NCBI's taxonomy places the organism in Eukaryota, Metazoa, Arthropoda, Insecta, Hemiptera, Cicadellidae. Gene Ontology annotation, cellular component: mitochondrion.
AGGUUCCAAGAAGUUUCUGAAGCUUAUGAGGUGCUGAGUGAUGAAGGCAAAAGAAAAGAGUAUGACUCAUGGGGAGCUACAUCGGAACAGAUGGGUAUGGGAGGACCUCCGCCAGGAGGCAAUCAAGGGUUUGGCGCCCAGCAUUGGCAAUUCCACUCUUCAAUUGAUCCAGAGGAACUAUUCCGCAAGAUCUUUGGAGAAGCUGGUUUUAGGGCAAACAACUUUGGAGAAGAGUUUGCUGAUUCCAAAUUUGGUUUUGGAGCAGCUCAAGAGGUGUCUAUGAGGCUGACAUUCACUCAAGCAGCAAGAGGGGUCAACAAGGAGAUCACUGUAAAUGUGGUAGACACCUGUCCCAAGUGUAACGGGUCUCGUACCGAGCCAGGGACCAAGGCUAUCCGCUGCCAUUACUGCAGUGGCACUGGCUUCGAGACAAUAUCAACGGGGCCGUUUGUGAUGAGGUCGACUUGCCGUUACUGCAAUGGAACUCGCAUGCUCAUCAAGUUUCCUUGUACCGAGUGUGAGGGCAAGGGAAGUAACGUUCAACGUAAGAAAGUUGUGGUGCGAGUUCCUCCAGGAGUUGAAGACGGGCAGACAGUUAGGUUACCAGUGGGAAACAAAGAACUGUUUAUCACUUUCCGAGUGGACAAGUCCGACUAUUUUCGCAGAGAUGGACCGGACGUUCACACAGAUGCUGAAAUCUCCUUGUCCCAGGCAGUCCUGGGUGGCACCAUCAGGAUACAAGGGAUAUAUGAGGACCACACUGUGCAGAUAUCACCAGGAACAUCAUCCCAUACAAGGCUGCGGUUGAGCGAGAAGGGGCUGAAGAAAGUGAACACGACGAGUGGCUAUGGAGAUCACUAUGUCCACAUCAAGGUCAAGGUACCCAAGAAGCUAACGGAGACACGAGCACUCGUAUUGGCAUACGCGGAGCUGGAAGAUGACACGCCAGGAAUCAUUCGUGGCAUCACGUACAAGAAAGAUG